Molecule: messenger RNA, 1144 nt
Organism: Mya arenaria
Lineage: Eukaryota; Metazoa; Mollusca; Bivalvia; Myida; Myidae
Exons: 8
Coding region: 2-1117 (371 amino acids)
Molecular function (GO): signaling receptor activity
Source: RefSeq, a predicted model, not a curated record
CAUGUGUUGUAUUUAUCGGGACAUGAGCAGUCAUUUUAUCAUCGUGAAAAUGACCAGAUCUUUCGUUUUCCUAGUUCUCAAUUUGGCCUUAGCCAACGGCGACUAUGAAUGUGUGUGUAACUACAACGUCGAACUACCUGUAUACGACCAUCCUAACGAACACAGCAGCUCAAUAGGAUACUUGUACGAGUUUGACUGCAAACCCAAGGAGCCCAGUUCUGAACAUCCCAACUUCUUGCAGAUAAUGUUUGAGGGACAAGAAGGGUUUGUUAAGAUCGACAACAACGUGCAGCCACAGACGUGUCCUGGAAACAUUCCUCCAUCAGACCUGGUAACAACGAUAAAACCACAUGGAAAUGAAAAAACAACGACUACUUUAACUGAAACGACCACAACGCCAACAACAACUGCAAGUACAACAACAACAUCAACAACAAUAACAACACCGACAACAACAACAACAACAACACCGACACCUUCAACCACCACCUCAACAACGACAACACAUCGUACAACUUCAACCAGUACUGAGCAUACAACUACCACACCAACACCUAACCCGACAAGCAUACCUGAGGGUCACAUAGAGCUGUGCCCAGCCCAUGUGAGAAAUGACUUGAGCAUCUUCAAGGGGUUUCUUGGCCAGUAUGGGGAUUACUGCUUUGAGCUGGUCGACGUCAAAACACAAUGGCACAACGCUCAAAGACAUUGCACAAUCGCAGGAAAUGGCUUCAUUGUUCACGUGACCAACCAGCUGGAACAGGAUUACUUUGUCCGUUUUCUGUCCAACCACACCUACGUGGAAUCCGUAUGGCUGGGCUUGACAGAUUCAGAACAGGAAGGAGCAACGGCAGAGGGAAAGUGGACGUGGAUUUCAGGUGCCCCAGUAACGUUUACAAAGUUUGGUCCGGAUUUCAAUUCCGAGUCGGCUACUGACCACAAACUCCAUGAUUGUGUGAUAAUGAAAAAUGGUGGCGAAUGGACAGAUGUCUCCUGUGGUGUCGCCCUCGUUCUUGGGACCGGGUUCGGGGAGUCACAUCCGUUCAUCUGCCAAUACAAUGUGACUUCAAAACCACCCAGCCUAUUCGGACACUUAACAGAUGCUCUGGUCGGCUAAAUUAUUUUUUCACACCAAAUAAAACAA